AUGGAGAUGAUAACUGAUAAGCAGAGAGAUGCGAGAUAUUUCUGGAACAAUACUCCUGAAAAAAGUGAUUAUGAGGCUGUAGAAGCUCUUAUUUCUAUGAGUUGCAACUGGAAAACAGACCUCAAAAAACAUGUGGAAAUGAGACCCAUAACUCCAGCAUCCGACAUGUCAGAGGAAAGCGAUGAGACGUUGCUUCCCGGAGCAGUGGACUUUAAUGCAAUACCAGCGUUUUGCCUGACGCCCCCCUACAGCCCUUCCGACUUGGAAAUGUCGCAGGUGAUCCAUCCUCUUGGCAAGUCGCUGGCCGAGGCUGCCAGGCCUCCUCUGGCCGCCCCUCCCCCUGGGGGGGGGGUGGAGCGGUCGGCGGCAGCCAGGCCUCUCAAGGCUCAAGCCACGAGUGUUAUCCGCCACACGGCUGAUGCGCAGCUCUGCGAUCACAAAACCUGCCCGGUGAGAGCAGCCAGCGUGCUGAAGCACCGGGACGGUGUUCAGAGGGAAGCAAACAGUAGACAGAAAGCCAAAGUAGAGCACUCGGUGUGUUCCACCACGGCACCGGGUGAUGAGAGUGGUGAACUGUCGGAGGCAGAAGGAAGAGCCACGGAACCAGCUGUUGGUCCAGUGCCCUUAACAAAGCCCUCUGUGACCCGGGAGCCUGUCCCUGAACUGGCCCAGCCGUUGGCGGCGGCGGCUCCGCCAUCCCCUGCCCAAGGCAGUGGAGCUCCCCCCGUGCCAGUGAUUUGCCAGAUGGUCCCGCUGCCCACAAACAACAGCGUUGUGACGGCCGUAGUGCCCAACGCCACGCCGAGCCAGCAGCCAGCUCUUUGUCAGCCCAUGGUCUUCAUGGGCACCCAGGUUCCCAAGGGUGCUGUCAUGUUUGUCGUGCCCCAGCCAGUGGUGCAGAGCACAAAGGCUCCCAUUAUUAGUCCGAAUGGCACGAGACUCUCUCCCAUUGCCCCUGCUCCCGGCUUUGUGCCUUCCGCAGCAAAAACCACUCCUCCGGCUGACUCUUCAAGGAUAAGAAGUCACAUUUGCAGCUAUCCAGGAUGUGGGAAAACGUACUUUAAGAGCUCCCAUUUGAAGGCUCACGUCAGAACACACACAGGAGAGAAGCCAUUCAGCUGCAGUUGGAAGGGCUGCGAGAGGAGGUUUGCACGGUCUGACGAACUGUCUCGCCACCGCAGAACGCACACGGGAGAGAAGAAGUUUGCCUGCCCGAUGUGUGAGCGGCGGUUCAUGCGCAGUGACCACCUGACGAAGCACGCGCGGCGCCACUUGUCCGCCAAGAAGUUGCCCAACUGGCAAAUGGAAGUGAGCAGGCUGAAUGACGUUGCCCUGCCGCCGGCAGCUGCGGCCGCCCAGUGA
Messenger RNA from Acanthisitta chloris (rifleman), 1362 nucleotides. RefSeq names its product Kruppel-like factor 10 (gene KLF10). The coding region runs from base 1 to 1362 and encodes 453 amino acids. NCBI's taxonomy places the organism in Eukaryota, Metazoa, Chordata, Aves, Passeriformes, Acanthisittidae. The record is from RefSeq and is a predicted model, not a curated record. Gene Ontology annotation, molecular function: DNA-binding transcription factor activity, RNA polymerase II-specific; RNA polymerase II cis-regulatory region sequence-specific DNA binding. The transcript is spliced from 3 exons. Gene Ontology annotation, biological process: regulation of transcription by RNA polymerase II.